Erpetoichthys calabaricus (reedfish) is the source of this 2931-nucleotide messenger RNA. Its product is annotated as gastrula zinc finger protein XlCGF52.1-like. The record is from RefSeq and is a predicted model, not a curated record. Gene Ontology annotation, biological process: negative regulation of transcription by RNA polymerase II. The coding region runs from base 125 to 1399 and encodes 424 amino acids. The transcript has 3 exons. Gene Ontology annotation, molecular function: DNA-binding transcription repressor activity, RNA polymerase II-specific. Lineage: Eukaryota; Metazoa; Chordata; Cladistia; Polypteriformes; Polypteridae.
UUUUUGAAACACAACACGGAAGGAAGAUUGUUGUUGAGUGGAACAGAAGUGUUUACGAGUUCAGAAAGAACCUUAUCGCCAAGACGCAGAGAGAGAAAACUCUGCCAUUUACUGUAACGUUUCAAUGGAUGUAAAAGAGGAGACACGUGAGGCUGACCUGAAUAUCAUGGAGGAGAGGACCGUAAAUGUUAAGGAGGAGGACUGUGAGUGGCAGAGUGUUCACCCUAAACAGGAGAGUCUGGACAUUAAGGAAGAGGACAGUGAACUGUGGUCAGUGAGUAUUAAAGAUGAGUGUGUCAGCACUGAGGUGGCCAGCUAUAGGAGUAUGGAGAGUGUCAAGGAAGAUGACCUUCAUUAUGGAGAUCAAGAUAUAGCAGUGACUGAGUUAGUCUCUUCUCAUAGCAGACACUCGUCAUCUCCAGAGUCUUCUAUUAAUGUAAAAUAUGAAUCAUUACAUUCUGACACAAAGGGAACUGAAGGAAUUUCUGUUUCUAGAACUGAGGAAGGUCAGACACCACCUAAGAUGUCAUCUAAAACAAGAAUGAAACUCCAAUGCUGUUCUGAAUGUGGUAAACAAUUUUCUGACAUGAGCAAUCUUCAGAGCCACAAAAGAAUGCAUGCAGGAGAGAAACCGAAUGGCUGUAAUAAAUGUGGCAAACACUUUUCAAAAAGAAGUCAUCUCCAGAGUCACCAAAGACUUCACACAGGAGAAAAGCCAUAUUGCUGUCCUGAAUGUGGCAAAAAGUUUUCACGCAGAAACCAUCUUCAGCGCCACAAAAGAAUUCACUCGGGAGAGAAGCCGUAUUGCUGUUUGGAGUGUGGCAAGCAGUUUUCACAAAGAUGCCAUCUUCAGACCCACCAAAGAAUUCACACAGGAGAGAAGCCAUAUUGCUGUUCUGACUGUGGUAAACAAUUCUUGCACAACAACAGUCUGCUGGUGCAUAUUAAAACUCACUCAGGAGAGAAGCCAUAUUGCUGCUCUGAAUGUGGCAAACAGUUUUCACAGAAAAACAACCUUUCGGAUCACAAAAGAAUUCACACAGGACAGAAGCAGUUUGGCUGUAAUAAAUGUGGCAAACACUUUUCAAAAAGACAUACGCUUCAGAUCCACGAAAGAAUUCACACAGGGGAGAAGCCAUAUUGUUGCCCUGAAUGUGGAAAACAAUUCUCUCAGAGCAGUACUCUCCAGAUCCACAUUACAACUCACACAGGAGAGAAGCCAUAUUGCUGUUUGGAGUGUGGCAAACAUUUUUCACAAAGAUGCCAUCUUCAGAACCACCAAAGAAUUCACACUGGGGAGAAGCCGUAUUGCUGUUCUGAAUGUGGAAAACAGUUUUCACGUAGAGACAAUCUUGAGUGCCACAAAAGAAUUCACACAAGAGAGAAGUGUUUGGAUUAGACAAACACACCAAUGUGGCAUUCAUUAAUGGAAAAUUGAAAUCAACCUUGUGGAAUAAGAGAACUUGACCAAGAGGAGACUUUAGAAAUACUUGGGAAUUGGUGAGGGUGCAGACAUAAACCAUAAAGAGAAGAGACUGAAGAUCAGUAGUGAAUACACAAGAAGGGUAAAGAUGAUCCUUAGAUGUUCCUUUUCAGUGAGAAACAAAAUACAAGUAGUUAAUCAGCCAGUAAAACAUGACAUAUCUCAUACUGGGAUUGCAGACUGUACACAGUCUAGAUGUAAACACAAAGUUGCUCCAUGCCAACCAACUGAUGAACAAAAACCAAUUGAUGCCAAGACUUUACCUUCGUAGGGCAAAAGGAGCAGUAGCCCUGACAGAAGUAGAUUCCACAUGCAGAGCUUCAAUCAUAGGACUGCCAGUAUUCCUUCUCGACUCACAGGAUUACCACAUUUGUAAAAUACUACAGACUGAACUGGAAAGCCAAGAUCAGCCUCCAUCAUAAAGGUUGGUGUGGGAAUCCCCAGAGGUUUGCAUAGAGUGAGGCAACACAAUUUAAUGAAAAAGCAGAAAGAAGAAAAUAAGAAGGUAGGCCAAGAGAGGAGUAAAAACAACUGGAGAAGCCAUCAAAUGCAGUGGAAAAUGCACAGAUCUUCUACUAUAGUUUCAUGUGGACCAAAACCUGACUCCUCAGUGGCUCAGGAUGGGGUAAAUGAGUAUGCAGGCAUGAAUGCUUGCCAAUGGCCACUUAAGAUUUUGGAUUACUUACAAGUUUGGUUGCAACAUGCUUUGACAGAAAUGGGAAAAGCAACCAAUGUAGGUUUUGCAGUUCUGAACCUUACAGCGAGAUUUGACACACUCCUGUCUGAAAUCUUAUUCAUGGAAAGACACAACUGCUUUAUUUGAAACUGAUGAUAGCCCAGUUCCAGAAAGAAUCAUUGAAAACGAAGACGUGUGCAUCACCUGGGGUACACCAGUCCAAACUUUCAGAACGUUCUCGGCUAGAAAACCCAAUAUUGUAGUUAAGGAGAAACCUUCAGAAAAUGACAUCUCCGUGCCUCGAACAGAGAGAGAAAAUGUAAUAAAAUAUCACAAGAUACAAUCAGAAGUGAGGACCCAGAUGUGAAAUUUAUUAAAAAAAGAACUGAAAUUAUCGCAGUGUUCUUUGGAUCACUGGCUUGCUAAAAAGACCAUUGAAGCCGAUUUAGACAUCCUACCCUUCAAAGUUACAUCCUACGAGCUCCAAAAGGAUGCGCAUUCAGGAGCAAUGCAAGACUUGCAAAGAGGCCUAAAAGAAUAAACAAAGGAUUCAAGAGUGAUGUUCAUGAUAAUAAUGGAGCAAUCAACCCAAGAGAGAAAAAUCUUAUUGUUGCGAAUGUCGGAAACAAUUCUGUCACAAGAGGCGUCUUCAGGGCCACAAACACUUUCACACAGGAGAGAAGAAACACAAUCUGAGAUGAGCCAGGUGUGGAAUAAAACUUCUGAGACUGUGUCAGUGGUUCUGGUACUAACAGUCCUUAUAAAAACAAAA